Notodromas monacha is the source of this 249-nucleotide messenger RNA. Lineage: Eukaryota; Metazoa; Arthropoda; Ostracoda; Podocopida; Cyprididae. The record is from the annotation of a GenBank genome assembly.
AUGUGGUUGAUGACCCUUUUGGUUGUGUCUAUUUCGAAUCCGAGGUCGCCGAACCAGGCAACGACGGAGGGUAACUGGACCAAAAUCUACUGGCCGGCCCACACGGCGCAGGGCCGCGAGUACCUGCUGCUCUCGCACCCAGCCGGAAGCAGACUCUCGCCCCGGAGCGAGGACAACACGGGCCGAGGGCCGCGUGUCAAACAGUGUGCCUUCUGGAAGCAAUUCUUGCCGCAGCUCUACGCAGCCACA